Molecule: messenger RNA, 1074 nt
Organism: Phytophthora sojae
Lineage: Eukaryota; Oomycota; Peronosporomycetes; Peronosporales; Peronosporaceae
Exons: 3
Coding region: 1-1074 (357 amino acids)
Source: RefSeq, a predicted model, not a curated record
AUGUUCGACCCCGAUCAGCAGUGUCCACAGAUCGAGUUCGCCCCGGAAGACCGCGCACAGUAUGGCCACGCUGCACUAAGGCUCCUUCAGAACACGAUGGCCGAGCGCACCAAAUUCAACGCCGAUCCGCAGGACUGGGCGUUCAUCAAGCAUCGCAAAGAGUUCAGCAUCUUCAGAAGCGUGCGGGGGUCAGCCAACCAGUCGACUGUCGUUAUGGUGGGCACAGGACUCAUCGAUGGCCGGAUCGAGGACAUUUUGGAAGGACUCUACUGCGGUACGACCCACGAGCUCCGCAAUGCCAGAGUACUGCUGGGUUACGACGUGAAGGGCAUCUCCGUACCCAACUCGCACGAGCGACUCACACAGGAUGAUCCGUUCCUCUUCGCUAGCACCAAGUCGUUGGUGGGUAAAUGUGCCUUGAAGUUAGUAUAUGAGCGCGAUGCACUUACCUAUGAGCGAGUGGGGACCACGACCGACGCGCGCGGCCAAGAGCUUACUUACCACACCGUACAGCCCAUCAAACGACCGGAGUGGCCGUCGGAGCGCCAGGACAUCGCGUCAUGCUACCUCUCCCGCCAAGACAAGUUCACCAACAAGACGGAGGUUUUCCUGUGGGGCUCCAUCCUCAGGUUCGGCUCGGAUCCCGAGGAGGCCAUCCAACUCGGCGUGGCCAGCACCUGGCUCAACGUCGUCCGCAGUCCUGACGUCGGCCACGCCAAGAAAUACAGCGCCCUGAUGGACGAAGCCGACAGCCACCAGAGGAUGCCCUCCAGCAUAAACUGCCACGUCUGUUGUCGCAACAAGCCGAAGCUCGGCUCGCACGCACUUUGCUCAGGCUGUCAUCAGAGCGUAUGCAAGGACUGCUCCGAGCAGCACUACAUCUUCGAGCUGAGCAAGUCCGGACGAACGAGGAGGCGGUUGUUCUGUGCCAUGUGCAUCAAGGACGUCACAGGCAAGGCCCAUCUAGGGUCUGGAUCUGACCUGAGCAAGCACUCGACCUGCGGUCCCGACAGCGCGAGCAGCAGCAGUCGAUGGAGUGAGUCACUUUUUCAGCCGCAUAUUCAGUUAACUUAA